This is a messenger RNA of Marchantia polymorpha subsp. ruderalis, 617 nucleotides long. The record is from the annotation of a GenBank genome assembly. NCBI's taxonomy places the organism in Eukaryota, Viridiplantae, Streptophyta, Marchantiopsida, Marchantiales, Marchantiaceae.
UCCAUGCCUCCACUGCUCGCUGCUCGGCCAAAACCUUUGCAACCGAAGGCGCAGCAAAUUCCGGGCCACUGCGCCACCGCCCCGGCCCUACAAUAUGUCGUCAAGCCAGAGAGAUCCCUCGAAUGUUCCCGCCCAGUUGGUGCUCGGGGCUUCACUGUGCGCUGCCAUUCUCCGAACGCAUUCCUUGCGCCACAACUCGGCACACUCCUCGUCCGAAUUGUAUUCCGCUGUGGCCUGCUCGGCACGCAGAGCUCGGUUUAUUCAGAGUUGGUGCGAUGGAAAGUAGCAAGAGUGAUCUACGGAAGGCGCUUGAGUCCCCUCCAUGGUUGCAGUGCAGCUGUCGACAUUUUAAGAGCUUUCUCUGGCGAGGUUCAGUUUUCAGGUGUUGAGUCUCCACGACUUCAAGCAGAGACCGGCGACUUGAUGAAUUGGAGCUGCGGGUCAUCCUGCAUGUUGAAGUUGUUGUAAGACACCUGAAGCAGAAUGUUAUUGAUUCGGUAAUGAUUUGUUUUAACUGUACUUGAUGUGCGUUCCUUGUGUGUUCGACUUCUUCCACUGUAGCUAAACGCAUAGAUGGCAUGGUCUCUUGUGUUUUUGUUCAACUUUCAAAAAGCUUC